AUGCCUGAGAGCUGGGGCAGUCAAUCACCAGGUUUUAGCCCAGGAUAUCCUGACGACUUCUACGAGGACGACGCGUAUUCAACCGAGGAUGAAAACAGUCAAAUGAGCCGCGGUACAGGAUCACCGUAUGGUGAUGCAGGAGACGAGAGCAAACUUGUUCGGAGUGCUAGCUUGGGCAAGAUGUCGAAGCCUUCAAUCGUGAUGAACCGAGCCCCGAGCAACGGAGACCCGAUGCCGCAGGAUGUACUAAAUGAACAAGAGUCGCCGCGGCGGUCGCCAGUCCCUCCUUUCCAGCUUCCCGUCAGUCCUUUUGACGCUGGUACAGCUUACUAUGAGGCUUCCAGCUCCUCAGGAACGGCCCCUACCACAGCAGCCACCGCCACGACCCCAUCGAUCUCGGCCAACGCUAUGCUAGGCGCUUUUGCCGCUGCCAGUGCAACGGAUCCAGCAGAAUUGAGGAAGGUUACGCCGUCACCCCGACCGUACAACCGCCUUUCGGCCGUUCGACGACCACCCAAACUCGGACUCGACAUGGAUUCAGUCAGGCAAAUGGAAUCCAGGGGUAGCAUGACGAGUCUACCGGAUCUCAUCAAACGAGCAACCCGCCUGGCUGCUUUGAUCGAUCGGGGACGAAGACCUGCCAGUAGAUUCGAGAUGGAUGACGGAACGUGGCCAGACGAGAAGGCAUUUGGGCGAGAGGGGGAGCAGCAGAUGUCUGGCGUGUCUUCUGGUGACAAGCACCAGUCUGGCCUGUCUGACAUGCUCGCCGCAUUCCCGCCACCUGCGGCUACGACACCAAACCCCCCCAACCGUGGAAGCUGGUUCAGACGAGCCUCUCAAGCCUCGUGGCCACUGGCACCGGGCAGUAGGGGCAGCACGCCUCAGCCUGUGACUAGAGCGAUGGCGGCAAGAGGAUCUCCGUUGGCCAGACUGGAAUCCAACGACGGCGAGUCUUCGACUAGGCGCCGUAGAAAGUGUUGCGGACUGCCACUGUGGGCAUUCAUUCUCAUCGUCUUUCUCAUUUUGGGAAUCAUUGCCGCCGCUAUCAUUGUCCCCCUCGAAUUCUUCGUAUUCCGCAAAAACCGAUCUGCUACUCCUCCAGCAGCGGAGCCGGCUCUGACCCAGUGCCAGAAUCAGCUCAAGUGCGAGAACGGCGGAACCAACGUCGUGUCACAAAACACGAACUUCACAGUUCCUCUGGACGGUACCGAUAUUCUCGCGAAGUUCAACACGGAAAGUCUAUCAUGCAUUGCGCAGAAUUCGCUCGUGACAUUUGACGGACGUUCCACUCGCACUGGAACUGUCAUUUCAGACACGGAUCUCAAUGCCAAGGGCGCGAUUCCUGUUCAGGUCAUCACUAUCCUCCCAGGGCAAGCGGCAACUAUCACGAUUGACAUCAACGCACCAGGAGGUGUGAUCCUCCCCUCGCCAGAUAUUGUUGGUGGAUUCACAACACUCACAGGGCCGUUCCGUGUCACAACCAUUCAUGCUUCCAGCUCCACCAUGUGGGCUACUAUUCCAAUGGUGCCCUCACCAACACCAACACCCGAGACGACUUCCUCAGUAGCACCGCCGGCAACUACGGUACCGCCUACGACCGUGCCAACGACAACCACGUCAGAGACCCCUCUGGUCCCCUCGGUACCAGUGUCGUCUGCGCCAGCACCAAGCCCAACCUUCACAGUCACUGAGGAGACUUUGGACUUUGCCCGCGUCUCAAUUCUUCUCAUUCUCGAGAGGCAAACUUUGAUGGCGGCGACAACGGCACAGACGGUUUUGCAGCGUUUCUUCACAACUGCGGACCAAGGCACUCGACAGCAGAGCGGCGGGGUCACGCCUGCCCAGGCAUUGAACGUGACACUCGGCGGAGGCAACUCAGUGGACCUGGUCAAUUUCCUCAUCACCAUCCCUGGAGGCAUCCAGGUUGGCCGCAAGAGCAGCUGA
Messenger RNA from Colletotrichum fioriniae, 1944 nucleotides. RefSeq lists its product as uncharacterized. The record is from RefSeq and is a predicted model, not a curated record. Lineage: Eukaryota; Fungi; Ascomycota; Sordariomycetes; Glomerellales; Glomerellaceae.